Molecule: messenger RNA, 2199 nt
Organism: Metarhizium brunneum ARSEF 3297
Lineage: Eukaryota; Fungi; Ascomycota; Sordariomycetes; Hypocreales; Clavicipitaceae
Gene: SAT9
Product: Satratoxin biosynthesis SC1 cluster transcription factor SAT9
Biological process (GO): regulation of DNA-templated transcription
Cellular component (GO): nucleus
Molecular function (GO): DNA-binding transcription factor activity, RNA polymerase II-specific; transcription cis-regulatory region binding
Source: RefSeq, a predicted model, not a curated record
AUGAAUGAGACGCCAAAGCCAAAGCAAGCAGCGUGCCUGGUUUGCCGUCGCAGCAAGAUCAAAUGCGACGGGGCUUCCCCCAGUGGACGCUGCAAGAGAUGUGUCCAACUGGGAACAGAAUGUAUUCGUCCUGAUUUCCACGCUGGUCGCCAAAAGGGCAUCAAAAACAAGAGAGUCGGCCUUGAAAAGGCAUUGUUCCAAGUCGAACAGGCAGUCAAACGAGCAAGAAUUGGGCAGCAGCAAAGUCCUGAGGAUGACAAAGUCUUGACGCAAAUGAGGGCCCUCAUGGGCCAUCUCGAUGGCAAUGAGUGGUCGCCCAGCCAAGCGUCCAACCAUCAAGCGAGUGGAGAAGCUGAGGAUUCAUCUAGCGAAUAUGAAGAGGACAUGGCCGACCAGACUUCCAUAUCCGAGGACAUUGUCCAGCGGACAGAGGAGACUCUGGCUGUGGACGAUGCUGAAAAUCCUCUGCAACUGCUGGCUCGCGCAUCCUACUUUCAACCUUCUCGAGAGGUUCGGAGUCGCAGCUCACCACAGCAAUCGCGAAGGAAAGGCGCAGCUUCAGGCAAAAGUCCUGAGGCGGCGAGUCUCGAGGCCUUUUUCUCUGGAGCCAAGGUGAACCUGGAUGUUGGCAACGACAUCGAUCCGAUUGAGCUGGGUUUGGUGACAGAGGAAGAGGCCGAUUCCCUGUUUGCAUACUUUCACGCAAAUCUCUCCCACACUCGGUGGGGGUUUGAUCCCAGACUAUACACCAUGACUUACACCCGGUCAAGAUCUGCAUUUCUCUGCACGUCCAUUCUUGCAGCGUCAGCGUUGUUUAUACCCACAGCCUCUGCAUUAUCAAAACGUCUGUCGAAUCAUGUCACUACUUUGGCACACAGAGUCAUGUUGCGAAGACAUAAAUCCAUCGAAAUUGUGCUAGCAUUCAUGGUCAAUAUCCCUUGGAUGUUUCCAGGACAGCAUAGCACUGAUGACGAGGCCUGUGUCUACAUAUCCAUGGCGACCAGCGUUGCCAUAGACCUUUCCCUACACAAAGUUAUAGUUCCUACGGAUGUCUUACAAGAGGGCUCAAAACUGGCUCUCGCAAGAGGUGAAUGCUUGGAUACCCGUACAGCAUUGGCAAUGGAUGGAUAUCCAGAUCUUGAUCCAUGGACCGACAAAGCAAAGCUUCUACUGCGAAACAGGGAGCGCUGUUGGAUAUCUCUAUUUGUUCUCGAACGAGGAAUGUCACUGGCUCGUGGCCGUCCGUUUGUGGUGCCUGUAACCAAACUGAUCAAAGAUUGUGACAGUUGGUAUCGAUCAGCAGUUGGAGACCCUCAAGAUGGCCAUUUGGUGUCAAUGGCUGUGCUUCGGCGCGACUUGGAUGGCCUCUUCGCCACAGUUCGCUCUCUCUGUGAUGGGUCGCAGAAUCCAGUCAGUGACGGAUCUUUGAUUGCUCAAUCAAUCCAAAGUUCAAUAGAGCGUUUCUUUGAUCAGUGGUACACAGAAUGGGGUGUAUCAAUUGGCACUGGACCCCAGCGUCGAUUACCACCAUAUGUCGAUAUCCUUGUAACACAUACUCGACUGUCUACUUACGGCGGUGUUAUCAACCACCCCACAGCUCCCAUCGAAGUGAGGCAAUUCUUCCGUACGGCGGGCCUCUCAUCAGCUUUAAAUGUCAUGAGAGCGGCCAUUCAGGGUGAAGGCCAGCUACACUCCAUGCCCAAUAACACAGCAAUUAUGAUUUCUUUUGCUGCUUGUUUUGCAUUAACCCUCAGCGCUUAUACUUCUGGGGGCUCUACUUUAGUACCGAGCAUUCGAAAACUCAUUGAUGAGGCCGCGGGCGUUCUGGAGAGAAUAGGAACCAUUACACAACACAGAAACGGACUGUCGACUUUAUACGGAAGAUAUCUGAGACAGAUUGUGCGCAAAGCGGCGAAACAAAACGUGGCCUAUCCAUCCGCACCACCACAAAAUACGAGUAACCCGGGAGCACCCCAAAUACAACCCAUUGGCGCCCCAGUUGCUACAUCGAACAGCAAUAGUUUCUUGACCCAGCAGUUAACAUGGCCUGAGCCUCUCCAGUUCUCUGCAAUGUCAGAUGAUCAAAUUACACAUGUGCUCAACCAGCCGGGCAACGAGUUUGAGGCUUCAUUUGGUGGGCUUUCUUGGGAGGAUAUGAGCAAUUUCGACUGGCUGCACUGGCCAGAAUUCGUGGGAUAG